Molecule: messenger RNA, 3893 nt
Organism: Salmo salar (Atlantic salmon)
Lineage: Eukaryota; Metazoa; Chordata; Actinopteri; Salmoniformes; Salmonidae
Source: RefSeq, a predicted model, not a curated record
UUUCUUUCGAGGCAAAAGCAUAGAAAGAGAGGGGGCCACUGAGAUUUGAUUGGCUGAGGAAGGCAGAGCCAAAAACACUGUGGCCAGGAAACGGCUCGAAUUUCGGGGGACGUAAGGAGAAAAAAUCUAGUAAACCUGACAAAGCGUCUGAGAACAGUACUAGGAUUGUCUGGGAAGAAGACGCUCUGCCGCGAGGGAUCAUAUAUUGAUGGAUUCUAUGUUUUUGGAGAGUUUAUGUUCUUUUUUUACACAUUAGUUCAUCAUAAAUUGCAAACCUUUCGUUUGGAUGAAGAGUGCGCUCGCUCUGAAACACUGACAUUUGAGUUGACUAGCAACUUGGUGAAGAAGUUUCAGGGACGUAGCUAUGUUUUUCUAGGUAUUUUUCAAGGAUAUGGAUUUAAAUUCAGAUUUUUUUUUAAAGUGCAAUGGAACAACAAUGACUUCGUGAUUUAAUAAUACAUUUUCAGUGAUUUUAUUUGUUGCUCGUCCAAUUUGGGGAAGGUAAAAAAAAUCGCUGCUUGGCAUUUUUGGUGCAGUGGGGUGAAUUUGCUCCAUCGGGACUAGGCUACACAUUCCUCUCGAUUCGGCCCAUGCACUCGCCUCCUGCCUUGUCCAUGCAUGCGAAUCUGAGUUCUUCCAGACUUUAGGUAGUUAUUCGUUCCUUUCCUCAGCCCAGGUGAUUGGGGGAAUUCACAGUGAGUGACAGGCCGGACAGCCUGCAGUUGAUGGUUGGGUGGAGCCCCUCAGAUGGGAUCAGUGUCCAGGGGGAGGCAGAGCCUGAGGAGGGGGGGAUGGGGGACGGACUCACCCUCCACUAACGGGAUGGCCUCGUGGGCCUGGCUGCUCGCCACCAUCCUGCUGUCCCUAGCAACGGCUACUUUGGCAAGGCCGCCGUACACUGCCGCUGAGGAAGAGGAGGCUACGCUAGAACCUGAAGAGCCUCCGACCAAAUACCAAAUCUCUAAGCCCACCGUGUGCUCGGUGCACCCGGGGGAACUGCUGAAGCUCAGCUGCCUUCUGGCCGGGGAGCCCGGAGCCAUCACCUGGACUAAGGAUGGUUCCACUCUGGGGGCCAACAACCGCACCCUGAUAGAACAGGAGGUUCUGCAGAUCCGCGACGCCACGCCCAAGGACUCUGGGCUGUACGCGUGCAGCACUGUGGGCCCGCAGGGCAGCGACACGCUCUGCUUCAUAGUGAACGUCACAGAUGCCAUCUCGUCUGGGGACGAUGAGGACGACACAGAACGAUCGGAGGACGUGGGGGCGGACGGAGAGCAGAUAAGGGCGCCCUAUUGGACGAUGUUGGAGAAGAUGGAAAAGAGGCUGCACGCGGUGCCUGCUGCCAACACAGUCAAGUUCCGCUGUGCUGCCGGGGGCAACCCACGUCCUAAGAUGCGCUGGCUGAAGAACAGCCGACCAUUCCGACAGGAGGACCGCAUGGGCGGGUAUAAGGUGCGUCACCAGCACUGGACCCUGAUUAUGGAGAGUGUGGUGCCGUCAGACAAGGGCAACUACACUUGCCUGGUGGAGAACGCAUACGGCGCCAUCAAUCACACCUACACCCUGGAUGUAGUGGAACGGUCCCCCCAUCGGCCCAUUCUCCAAGCAGGGCUGCCAGCCAACACCAGUGUGCAAGUGGGGGAGGACGCACGCUUCGUGUGUAAGGUGUACAGCGACGCUCAGCCCCACAUCCAGUGGCUGCAGCACAUCCAGAAGAAUGGUAGUCGCACUGGCCCAGACGGACACUCCUACGUCCGCGUCCUAAAGACCGCAGGUGUUAACACCACGGACAAGGAGAUUGAAGUCCUCUACCUCCCCAAUGUCACUUACGAGGAUGCUGGGGAGUAUACGUGCUUGGCGGGAAAUUCUAUUGGGAUCUCCUAUCACACUGCUUGGUUGACGGUGCUUCCAGCCAGUAACGAAGAGACGGUGACGGGUCUGAUGUCACCUGACUACGUGGAGAUAGCCAUCUACUGCAUCGGGGUGUUCUUGAUCGCCUGUAUGGUGGUCAUCGUGGUGGUGUGCCGGAUGAGGAAUACGGCUAAGAAGCCUGACUUUGGGAAUCAGCCAGCGGUCCACAAACUCAGCAAGCAGAUACCUCUGCGCCGCCAGGUAACAGUGUCAAAUGACUCCAGCUCCUCGAUGAACUCCAGCACUCCAUUGGUCCGCAUCACCACACGACGCAGCUCGGCUGGCCACGACGACCCCAUUCCAGAGUAUGACCUCCCCGAGGACCCACGCUGGGAGUUCUCCAGAGACAGGUUGACUCUGGGCAAGCCGCUGGGCGAGGGCUGCUUUGGCCAGGUGGUGAUGGCUGAAGCGUUAGGCAUCGAUAAGGACAAGCCGAAGGAGGCCAUCACAGUGGCCGUGAAGAUGCUGAAAGAUGAUGCUACAGAGAAAGACCUGUCUGACCUUGUGUCAGAGAUGGAGAUGAUGAAGAUGAUUGGGAAACACAAGAACAUCAUCAACCUACUAGGGGCCUGUACACAAGAUGGCCCUCUGUAUGUGAUAGUGGAGUAUGCCUCUAAAGGGAACCUGAGGGAGUACCUACGUGCCCGCAGGCCCCCGGGCAUGGAGUACUCCUACGAUAUUAACCGCUGCUCAGACGAACAGCUCGCCUUCAAGGACCUGGUCUCCUGUACCUACCAGGUGGCACGGGGCAUGGAAUAUCUGGCCUCGCAAAAGUGUAUACAUAGAGAUCUAGCAGCGAGGAACGUUCUGGUCACAGAGAGCAACUUUAUGAAGAUUGCAGACUUUGGCCUGGCCAGGGAUGUCCACAACAUUGAUUACUAUAAAAAGACAACUAACGGUCGUCUCCCGGUGAAGUGGAUGGCUCCUGAGGCGCUCUUCGACCGUGUGUACACUCACCAGAGUGAUGUCUGGUCAUUUGGGGUGCUAAUGUGGGAGAUCUUCACCCUGGGGGGUUCUCCGUACCCCGGCAUCCCCGUAGAAGAGCUCUUCAAGCUGCUGAAAGAGGGCCAUCGCAUGGACAAGCCUGGCAACUGCACCAACGAGCUGUACAUGAUGAUGAAAGACUGUUGGCAUGCCAUUUCCUCCCAUCGGCCCACCUUCAAGCAGUUGGUGGAGGAUCUAGACCGUAUCCUGACCCUGGUCACCAAUGAGGAGUAUCUGGACCUGUGUGCCCCAGCGGAGCAGUAUUCUCCCAGCUUCCAGGACACACGCAGUUCCUGUUCCUCCGGUGAUGACUCUGUGUUCUCCCAUGACCCCUUACCAGAAGAGCCCUGCCUCCCAAAGUACCAGCACAUCAAUGGGGGCGUCAAAACAUGAGGCCUCCCCUCCUCAAUCCCUCCAUCGAGCCUGACCUGCCCCUCACCCUUACACCCCCCCCCAAGAGACACUUCCAUAGAGAGAAACUGAGAUAUACCCCCACUACUAACCCCCUCAAACCACAAACCUCCUGCCCCCCAACCCCUCUCUAGCUCCCAAUGGACUUUAUUUUAAAAAAAUGUAGUUCACUUUUAUUCAACCAGGUAGGCCAGUUGAGAACAAGUUCUCAUUUACAACUGCGACCUGGCCAAGAUAAAGCAAGGCAGUGCGACAAAAACAAACAAUACAGAGUUACACAUAAACAUACGUACAGUCAAAAACACAAUAGAAAAAAUCUAUGUACAGUGUGUGCAAAGACAGAGUGUGCAAAGGACUAACGGACUGGAUGAGACUGGGCUGGUGGCAGCGAGGCUGUUAGAACUGAACACAUUCACCCACGUUCAUACCCAUGUUCAAGGUCUUAAGGAGAGGACAAUUUGUGCGUUCCAUGAUUCCAUUCCAUUGACUGCCAUUCUAAGACUUUAGUUUGUGCCCAGAGGGAAAAUAUGGACCAUAAUGAACUGAAAAAACAAGGGACUCAAAAAGAGGACAGCAAAAUAGGAAGG